Molecule: messenger RNA, 835 nt
Organism: Fusarium odoratissimum NRRL 54006
Lineage: Eukaryota; Fungi; Ascomycota; Sordariomycetes; Hypocreales; Nectriaceae
Exons: 1
Coding region: 186-479 (97 amino acids)
Source: RefSeq, a predicted model, not a curated record
GCAGAAUAUGCGCAUGCGAUGCUGUGCUGAAAAGGGGGCCUCAUCCCACCUGUUUCCAUUUGUUCAGCUUCUUCAACACAUUUCAUUCUUCUACACCAUCAUUAUCCUCACCUCCAUCAUUAUCUUUGACCCCAUUACUAUCUGUCAAACCUGCUGAGCAGAGCGACAGCCUUUCCUUCUUCACCAUGAGUCAGUACAAAGAGAUCAAAAUUAUCAUGUCCUCUAAGCCAUGCACCACAAACAGCACCACCACCACCACCAAGAACAACAGAAAGAUUUCUUGUCAUGACUGUCUCUUCGGCCCUCUGAGGUCAUGGGCAAAGACGAAAUUUGGAAAGAAGCCUACAUAUGUUGAGCUGCAUGACGACUUUGAGCCUUUGCUUGAUGAGAAGAGAGCACCUAGGCCUGCCUAUGAAGUAUCCAAGAUGAUGCGCAUUGCUACACCACGAACGAUUAAACGAUACAACCAUCUGCCUUGAGGGUAAACACACGAACAAAAAUAACCGGUCAUGAUUCAGCCAAUUCUUCGGUUUGGUCGUCCAGAAGCACAUACGAUACGGAGACACAAAACUAUAUAUGAGAAACGAGAGGCACUUUUAUGAAUUACAAGAUCUUACGGGAGUACUGCAGGUCGGUUUAUUGCUAUGAGUUAUUGGGACUUUUGCUGUAAAUGAAUGAUGGUUAUGGAAUACAUAAAAAGGAGUUCGACGAAUUUGCAUGGCUUUGGUCUAUAUUUAGGUUCAUUUGAAUACAUGAAUAUAAUUUCUACAACAUUGCUCCCGAUGUUAUAACUCAACCCAUAGGCCAGUCCAUGAGAAUAGAUUGGGGUCCAGCA